Triticum dicoccoides is the source of this 874-nucleotide messenger RNA. Its product is annotated as microsomal glutathione S-transferase 3-like. The coding region runs from base 122 to 568 and encodes 148 amino acids. The record is from RefSeq and is a predicted model, not a curated record. The transcript has 4 exons. NCBI's taxonomy places the organism in Eukaryota, Viridiplantae, Streptophyta, Magnoliopsida, Poales, Poaceae. Gene Ontology annotation, molecular function: glutathione transferase activity; glutathione peroxidase activity. Gene Ontology annotation, cellular component: membrane; nuclear envelope; endoplasmic reticulum.
CGGAGUGCAUACACCUCCGGUCUCUCCACUCUCCUAUAAGAUAGACCUCCACUCCAUUCCCUCUCCCAUCCAAUCUCAGUUUCCAAGGUAAACUUCAGAGAAGCGACGAAGGUAGACGACGAUGGCGGUGUCGGUGGAGCUGCCCAAGGAGUACGGCUACGUGGUGCUCACCGUGGUGGCCUACGCCUUCCUCAACUUCUGGAUGAGCUUCCAGGUCGGCGCCGCCCGCAAGAAGUACAAGGUGUUCUACCCCACCAUGUACGCCACCGAGUCGGAGAACAAGGACGCCAAGCCCUUCAACUGCGUCCAGAGGGGGCACCAGAACUCGAUCGAGAUGAUGCCGCUCUUCUUCGCCACGCUGCUGCUCGGCGGCCUGCAGCACCCGGUCGUCGCCGCCGCGCUGGGGCUCCUCUACACCGUCGCCAGGUUCUUCUACUUCAAGGGCUACGCCACCGGCGUCCCGGAGAACCGCUACAAGCUUGGGGGGCUCAACUUCCCGGCGAUAAUGGGGUUGAUCAUCUGCACGGCGUCGUUCGGCAUCAACCUUGUCAUCAGGGAAGCGAUCUGAGGCUCCGGACUGAUGCCUGACUUGAUAGCCGUUGUGACUGGAUCACUGGAGUCAUUUCGGCGUGGUGGUGAUGAUGUCUUUUGAAGCGUCAAAUGUGUGUGUGCGUUUGUUUUACUCUCAGAAUAAAGCUGGAUGGAGACAGUUUUGCAGUACAGAUUUUGAUACAGUUUCCGUAAAUCUCCUUACCAAUUUCCUUGUGCGACAUCUGCGGAGCAUGUUAUGCUCUCGUUGUAAUCUCCGGUGACGUUGAUGUUGUUGUGCACAUUCCUUUUUGAUACAAUCUUUAAGCCCCUUCAGCCUGUGUCA